AUGUGCAUGUCCUCCGCAACACGCACGCGCACUCUGCCAAGCUGCAAAACACUCCGAGUGUGUGCAGUGUUUGUUAAUGGGUUCGUGUGCAAAGAUCCAAAACUGGCGAAAUCUGAGGAUUUCCUCUUCUCCAACCUAGACAAGCUCGGAAACACAUCCAACAAGUUCGGAUCGAAAGUGACCUUAAUCGACGCAAGCAAGAUUCCCGGUCUCAACACCCUAGGCGUCUCGAUGGCUCGUCUUGAUGUUGCACCUAACGGUCUCAACCCGCCACACAUUCACCCACGUGCCACCGAGAUCUUGACUGUGAUAGAAGGCUCCCUCUAUGUUGGAUUCGUCACGUCGAACCAUGAGAACAAGCUCUUUUCUAAGGUCCUCAACAAGGGAGAUGUGUUCGUGUUCCCCAAGGGUUUGAUUCAUUUUGAAUUCAACUAUGGUCCGACCAGGGCAGUCGCCCUUGCUUCCCUAGGUAGCCAGAAUCCGAGCCUCAUUAGAAUUGGCGAAUCAGUCUUCGGUUCAAACCCUUUCAUUUCUGAUGAUAUUCUUGCUAAGGCCUUUCAGGUGGACAAGAAAACCAUAGAUUGGAUUCAGGCUCAGUUCGCAUCGACCAGUUGA
Molecule: messenger RNA, 615 nt
Organism: Ananas comosus (pineapple)
Lineage: Eukaryota; Viridiplantae; Streptophyta; Magnoliopsida; Poales; Bromeliaceae
Product: putative germin-like protein 2-1
Exons: 2
Coding region: 1-615 (204 amino acids)
Cellular component (GO): cell wall
Molecular function (GO): manganese ion binding
Source: RefSeq, a predicted model, not a curated record